AUGGCUGAAUCUACCCGACAAUCCAUGCUGGAGACUGCUACCAACACAGGUUUACCCAUCAGAACCGCCAUCCCUCUUCCUGACGUCAGGUCAACCAUGAAUGGAACAGGUACAGCUCCCCCUCGUACCGACCCAACCCGGACUAGUGGAAGACCAAAUUCAUCUAACACACGUCCCGAGACUUUUCAACCUACACAGUCUCGUCGAACCAGAGAUAAUCCUAACUCUUCAAGAUCUACAGCUAGACAGGAGCAGUCGGAAUUGUUUGAUGUUCCCGAAAGUCGAAACACUAGAACUUCCACCAAGACAAAGAAGACUACGAAGAAGACUAAGACCAAUGAUAUAGAAGGGUCCGUCCCCACAGCCACAGCGGCUUCAGGGGUCCCCUAUCCCCGAACUUCGACUCGACCCAGCAUGCCAACUAGCCAAGGAGGAUAUCCUGGGUAUUCUACAACUACAAGUGGUCCAACUCGACCUGCACAGCCCACAGCCUCUCGAAAUUCCACUGAUUAUAUUAAUGGUCCCAGGGAGGAGCGUCCUACUCGUUCUCGAAAACCAACCGCUGCAAGGGAAAGUGAGACGUCCCAAAUCCCAACGCCUAGGUCACAUGGUUUACAUGAUCCUACCUCCAGCCAGCCUGAAAGUAAGAAGAAGAAACAUGGUUCUCAUCAUGGAACUAAAUCCUCUGCACAUCCCAGCUUAGCUGAAUUUUGCUUUCCCUCAUCGAAAGGGACUUUCAACAGCGACUUUUCACCUCGAUACCGUGGCUGUUUUAUGAGGAAGUGA
Molecule: messenger RNA, 786 nt
Organism: Tremella mesenterica DSM 1558
Lineage: Eukaryota; Fungi; Basidiomycota; Tremellomycetes; Tremellales; Tremellaceae
Exons: 3
Coding region: 1-786 (261 amino acids)
Source: RefSeq, a predicted model, not a curated record